AUGGCCUCCAGGACCUCGGACUCCGGCGUCGCGCUCCAGGCCGCCAUCGACGGCAACGUCCGCCUCCUUAAGAAGAUGGCGAGCAAGGUGAAUCUGCAGGAAGCCAAGGACGCCAAGGGGCGGAACGCGCACUUCGCCGCGGCGAAGGGACAUCUGGAGGUCUGCAGGUUCCUCGUGGAGGAAUCGGGGUUCGAUGUCAACUCCACCACCCCACAUGGUGCGUCCGACUACCUGAGAGAGAAUGAGAUUCUUCCCAUUCCACUCUGCUGCUGCCAUGGGGAUGAGAGUGUCCUGAGGUACCUUCUCGACCACGGUGGUGACCCAGCGGUGCCGGACUGCAGGCGCUCCGUGCCACUGCACGAUGCGGUUGAGGAAGGACAUUGCGAGGUUGUGAGACUGCUGCUGUCCAAGGGUGUUGAUGUGGACCCAAUCAAUUAUGUUGGGACACCACUGCACUUGGCUGCCUCCAAGGACCAGGAUCUGGCUGUGAAGAUCCUGCUGGAGCAUGGUGCUGAUCCCAACAGAGUUGUCAAUCAUGUCUUUUCACCACUCUUCAUGGCGGCAUGCUGUGGGCAAUCCUUAAAAUGCACAAAGCUACUGGCUGAGACUGGUGCUGAUGUGAAUUUUACAUAGUCUGGAGCUGACCCUAACAUUGCCAAUGAGGAUGGUAAAAUCCCAAUCAUGUGGGCUGGAGGUCAUGGGAAUCGUGAGCUUGUUGAAAUUCUAUUUCCUUGGACAAAACCAAUUCCAUCUAUACCAGACUGGAGUGUUGAUGGGAUACUUAGAGCUAUGAAAUAUCUACAUUUGGAGGCUCAGGAUGCAGCUCUGGUGAGAGAACGGAUAGCUGAUGCCAAGUCACAUGGAAAGGAAGCUUUUGCAAAGGGGGAGUACUUUGCGGCAGUUCACUACUAUGGUCUGGCAUUGGACAAAGACCCGCUUGAUGCUACCUUGUUUGCCAACCUGAGCCUGUGCUGGUUGCGGAUGAGCGAAGGGGAGCGAGCUCUGGCAGAUGCUCGAAAAUGCAAGAUGAUGCGUCCUGGUUGGUCGAAAGCAUGGUACCGUGAGGGCGCGGCACUCAGCUUUCUGAUGAACUACAAAGGAGCAGUCAUUGCGUUCAUGCAAGCACAGAAACUUGACCCUACGAGUGAUGAGAUCAAGAAAGCGUUAAGGGAGGCCAUGGAGGCUAUGAGGAGCGCUGCUCGGUCAGAACAGUGA
Messenger RNA from Setaria italica (foxtail millet), 1215 nucleotides. Its product is annotated as ankyrin repeat and SOCS box protein 9-like. The transcript is spliced from 12 exons. The record is from RefSeq and is a predicted model, not a curated record. Lineage: Eukaryota; Viridiplantae; Streptophyta; Magnoliopsida; Poales; Poaceae. Gene Ontology annotation, molecular function: protein binding.